Molecule: messenger RNA, 675 nt
Organism: Eimeria maxima
Lineage: Eukaryota; Apicomplexa; Conoidasida; Eucoccidiorida; Eimeriidae
Exons: 1
Coding region: 1-675 (224 amino acids)
Source: RefSeq, a predicted model, not a curated record
AUGGGGCUAGAGGGCUUCGCCUAUCCGAUACAACAACGGCUGCGUUCCUUCAUCGAGUGCUACAGGUCGAUCAGCCUCUACCACAGGAACUUAGGCUUCUUUUGCGUCGGCAUUUUGGGGGGGAGUAUAUGGGGGUCUUAUGAGAGGAGGGGGAGAGACGCGGCAAAUGCAGACUGCUCGGCUGUUCGUCUGACAUUCUAUGACCUACCAGCUGCACUGUCACAGCCUCAACAAGAUAGCCGCCCAUCAAAUCGGGAGCGGACUGAUCGCCAGCGGAAACGUGCUUUUGAAAACCUGUGGGAAGAAGCAGCAAGGCUGCUUCAGAGACAACCGGGAUAUACUUACACUCAGAUGUUCCGCAGAGCACUAGUGGAUGAGGUGGUCGAGAAUGCAGAACAGAGUAAUAUGGUAGAUGCAAAACAACAGCGUCAUCGUGUUGGCCGCAAGGGAGUUAGCGCGGGUAUUCAAUUUUCAAAUGAAUCUGAAGGUGCCAAGCGAGAGCAGCAGUCGGUGGACUAUGUUGAAUUACGGGUGUGGGAAAGUGAGGAGUCGCGUAGCAAGGCAGACAUGCUGCAAACUCCUCUUGUGCAGAAAAUACAGGAGCUUGGUGUUAAAAUGGAUGCGGGCCUUUACAGGCGUGUGUUCGACGAUGCACUUGUGCGCCUUAUCCAGUAA